Messenger RNA from Cladophialophora immunda, 993 nucleotides. RefSeq lists its product as uncharacterized. Lineage: Eukaryota; Fungi; Ascomycota; Eurotiomycetes; Chaetothyriales; Herpotrichiellaceae. The record is from RefSeq and is a predicted model, not a curated record. Bases 1 to 993 code for a protein of 330 amino acids. The transcript has 3 exons.
AUGGCUAGUAGAGGAGGCGCAGAAAGUCGAACAUGUCCGCUUAACCCGAAGAAGCACCUGAACUUUAUCAACCCAGAGCAAGUUUUUACCAUGAAAGACAUUGGACUUGAGGGAGCGGGUGUCUCGCCUCUAGCUCUCACAUCUCCAUUCAGCCUGUUCACGGAGGAGGCAAUCAGGCAGAUGCGAGCAGAAAUAUUCAGUCCGGUCGUGUUACAAGAUCAUCAUGUCUCAUCAGAUUUUGCAUCGGACAUGGUGAAGGGAUUUCCACCAAGUGCAGCACCAUUCAUCCACGACGCCUGGUACAGUCCGGAAGUGCUGGCUAUAAUGUCAAAGCUGGCCGGAAUCGAGGUGGUUCCCGUCUUUGAAUACGAGGUUGGUCACACCAAUGUCUCGGUCGAUCGACGCUAUACCCCGGGAGCAACUUGCACGGUGAACGGCGUACUAAAUGGAAACGGGGCACACGCAGAGGACAUUGUCGAUGAAUCUGCCUUUGCAUGGCACUUCGACAGUGUCCCGUACGUCUGUGUCACCAUGCUCUCGGACUGCCAGUGCAUGGUAGGGGGAGAGACUGUCGUCAGAACCGGGACCGGCCAAGUGCUCAAAGUGCGCGGCCCGACUCAGGCAAGUGAUCACGACUACCGAGGAUCUGCUGUCAUGAUGCAAGGGCGAUAUAUUGAGCACCAAGCUCUCAAGGCUCGAGGAGGCGCUGAGCGAAUCACGAUGGUGACUUCGUUUCGAUCCAAGUCUCCUCUUCUCAAAGACGAAUUAGUCCUGGUGGGAUUCCGCCCAAUCUGCCAUCUUCCAGAGCUCUAUAAGCAAUAUACCGAGUAUCGCUUGGAAAACAUCGAAGAGCGUGUGCGAGAUCAGUUGAGGAGAAUCCGCCAGCGUCAUCAGGCUCAUCUGGAUUUUGACACUGCGGGCGUCAAGGAAUUUCUGAAGGAGCAGAGGGCUUAUAUUGACUCGAUGAUCAAGGAGCUGGUUGAGGAUGAUUAG